Messenger RNA from Trypanosoma conorhini, 363 nucleotides. Its product is annotated as fucose kinase. The transcript has a single exon. NCBI's taxonomy places the organism in Eukaryota, Euglenozoa, Kinetoplastea, Trypanosomatida, Trypanosomatidae. The record is from RefSeq and is a predicted model, not a curated record. Bases 1 to 363 code for a protein of 120 amino acids.
AUGCCCCGCGCACGUGUCUUGCGGUGCAUCUGUGCGCGGUGGGGGGAGUCGUCUCUCGCCCCUGCUGCCCCGGCGGAGGGAAGGGGUGAAAAAACUGCAGAAAAAGAAGGGGAACUUCGCAAGAAGGAGUUGCCGAGGCUUCUGCGGGGUCUCUCCCUAACCUCCGAGGCGGUUGAAAGGGCGCAUGGCCUCCGAAGCAGUGAGGAGCUGGCUGCUCGUGCUCAGGAGAGAGAAGCGGCGGCGUUUCGUCUGCUGGAAGCGGAAUCGCUGCAACAACUGACCAUCAGUUGUUUCCGGCCUUCUCCGCAGCUCUCCACGCGCGAGGAGGAAACUCUUUUGGGGCGGCGGAGCUGCGCGCGUUGA